AUGAAUGUCCUCACAUUUGGGAUUGAUUUCCGACCAGGAAUGCAUCCCAAAGUUGGGAAUCUAUCUCAUCGAGGAUGGCUUCAUACAGCCUCAGUUUUCCGUUGCUGGUACUACCCGACAGAAAACAAAGACGCAAAAGGGUUCGCGGACGAUUCACCCAACUUACGAAUUUUAUUAGAGUCAUUAGAAUGGGAGAUUGUAUUGGAGGAAACACCUACUAUACGCGAAUAUAGGUUACGCGCUGCGGAAUCGCUUCUUCUCACUGUCGACGAGGGUACUAGGGCCGCAAAUGUGAUGGAGCAGGGUAUGGAUAGGAUAGGCGCUAACCAACAACAUUGGAGAGGAGUGUGGCCAGGAGCACAAUAUUUAGGUGGGCCUACCAUCAGGAUAUCGCUAUCCAUUUCUAUUGUUUGCACACCGAAUUUCUUUGUGGUAAUUCUCAACUGUUUUCUGGAUAGUGUUUGUCUCGAACUGGGCGCAGGUACCGGUAUCGUUGGUUUGGCGAGGUAG
Messenger RNA from Ostertagia ostertagi, 510 nucleotides. The record is from the annotation of a GenBank genome assembly. Lineage: Eukaryota; Metazoa; Nematoda; Chromadorea; Rhabditida; Trichostrongylidae.